Messenger RNA from Eimeria mitis, 2067 nucleotides. RefSeq lists its product as uncharacterized. NCBI's taxonomy places the organism in Eukaryota, Apicomplexa, Conoidasida, Eucoccidiorida, Eimeriidae. The record is from RefSeq and is a predicted model, not a curated record. Bases 1 to 2067 code for a protein of 688 amino acids. The transcript is spliced from 3 exons.
AUGCAAUUUUUGUUGGCGUCAGCACUUUUAGGGUGGCUGGGCAUUGUUUUUGCCAAAGAUGUUGUGGCCGCCAGUCCCCCUGACUCUUUCUGGAGUGAAGUGCUGACGGAGUCGCUUGGUUUGGCGGCUUUAUCUAUCGAUUCGUGGAUUUCUGAAGACCACGAGGAGGAUAGCGAAGCUCUUCUUCGUCAUUCCGUACUUACAGAGACGCGUUCUGGGCCUGCAGACCCGACCCCGCCCGGAUUUCUCACAAGCCUCUCACCAGAAUCAGAAGGCCCGCUUCUCACCGGAGCCACUCAGGACAACACAACUCGCAUACCGCUUUCACCACAAAAGCGCAAUGCGGGACGACGGGGCCUUCUCCGCGCCUUGGGCACUGCUGCCUUGUUUAUUGUACUGUGUUUCGCGCUGCUCAGUCUCCUAUCUAGGGGGGUGCUGGGGGGUAAAAAGACAAAAAGACGCCGUUACGACAUGCAGGAGGACCCAGGGCUGACGGGGGCCGAUGGCAGUUUUAUUCAGCAGUUAAAUGAGCUGGACGACCUGCAACCGCAUGCUGCCCGGAUGGCCGAGAUCGUGGGCUCUCGUGAGUCUCUUUCUGUUUUGCAAAACUUUCGCAACAGUGUAGAGAGGGCCAAGCAGGUGCAGCAAGAGGUUUCAGGCGGGUUGAUUAGCUCUUGGGAUUCUUCUGAGAGUCUAAUGCAGAAGGCAUUGGACAGCGUCAUCUCUGAUCUGUCACGUCUAUUUGAAUUGACACGACAGCACGGGCUAGGUCUGGCUCAAGAAACACGGGAAGUUCCCGCUCCGCCCAUUCUGCUCGAGCAAGAGGUGAAUGCCCUUGCCCAUAUGGAUACAGCCUUCACAGCUUCCCUGGCGCUUCAUUUGGAAAAUCUUGAUUUUUCUUGCCGAGCCUUUAAGCAUUAUGCAGCAAAGGUCGAGGAAAACCUGCAGGCGCUUCCGAAGUUCAAAGGAUUGAAGGACCGGCUCCUGUUGGGCGCGGUUGCUGCAGGCGUGGAAUUCAUUAAAGCAGCACAUGGAGCCGUAAAGAUGGGUACGAGUUCUAUUGUGGGUUUGGCAUCGAGUGCCAGCGCCUUCAUGCUGUCUCAAGUCGUGAAGGUAGAGCGACUGCACUCUCCUACCGAAGAAGAGAUCGGUGUCUUAGACGAACUGAAGGCGUUGGAGGAUAUGCUGAACAAGGGAGAGCGACUGCUGCAGAUACAUCAGGCGGAGAUUGAACAGCUGCAAAAAAGGGACAAACUUUCUGCACAGCCAGCAGUGCAGCAAGCUAAAGAGGUGGGAGAAGAGCUGAAGGCCCUCCUGGAAGCGGCGGCUCUCCGCAUGCAUUCUAUUACCGGCAUAGCGAGUGCCGAAGAAUCUGCUCAAGGCGUAUGGGGUCAGAAAACAAUUGAUGCAAUGGCUUCACGGGCAAGACAGGAAGUCAAAGCAACAAGCAAGAGAGUUGCAAACAUCCUAGCAAGAGUACAGUUGGGGCAGCUCUUUCUUCCUCAACCGGAUACGACACAAAUACAUAAGCAGGAAGGCAUUGAGACGAAGACAAUCGUUAACCCUACUGUGCUGAAGCUGGUGACGGAGUCGCUUCAACAACUCAGAGAUAACAUCACAGCCGUGGCCGUGUCCCUCAACCUUUCCAGUGAGGCAUCUGAAACUAAAACAGGGUUGGCAGCUGCUGCUCAAAGGGCAACUGUCGCUGCAAAGGAACUCGCCGAGAAGGCGGAGAUGUUGUUGUUGCGUGCACAGUUCUUGGAGUCUCUUGAGCUUGAUUUGCAACUGAGCAGCAGGUUGGCUCAAAGAGCAGCAGCAUUGGCCGGAGCAGGAGCCGAGGAUAUUCAACAGGCAAACCAGGUGUCAGUCGAGCUUCCUGCCCCCCAAAAGAAGCAGGUGGGCCUCCUGUUGCAUCAGGUGAACACGACCAAGGCUAAAGCCAUGUCGCAGUGGACUUUGGUGGACAUUGUGAAAACAGCAGCGACAAUGAAGGGGGCAGCCUUGGGUCUCGCAUUGACGGAAGUUAGUGAGGCUCGCGAGCAGAGACAGAGCACAGCGGAGGACUGA